UAUCUAUUGUUUUAAUCUUUGUGUACUUUGCCUAAGUAGCUGACGAUUUCUUCCCAACGUUUUCUCUUUACUAUUAUUUAUUCUUGGAAUAGAAAUCGGGCUAUACGAGUUCCGGAACGACGGUAUUCCAUGAUACGAAUCAUUUUAAACUCCGUAUAUGCGUAUCAUUGAAUCUCAGACAAAAAAUGCAAGGGAUCAUGAAAACCGGAAAGCUUAGAUGACAUAAUGGAACUAAAAGUCUGGGUAGAAGGAUUUCAACGUAUUGUGUGCGGGGUUACAGAAACAACAACAUGUCAGGAUGUUGUAUAUGCACUGGCUCAUGCAACCGGGCAGACAGGAAGAUUUACCUUGGUUGAGCGUUGGCGAAACAACGAACGUCUCUUAGCCCCGUAUGAAAAUCCACUCAAGAUUUUGCUGAAAUGGGGAGAAUACUCAUCGGAAGUUCAGUUAAUACUAAGAAGAUCUUCGGAUGGAAACAAACCGCAAGGUACUUUGGGCGCUCGCUGUACCCAAAGAUCUCAUCUAAACGGACUCCCUAGUAGCCACCCUGAAGGCACUUAUUUUAAAGAAGGGAAACUUGGUGGAGCUGCAAUUCAAGAAUGGCAAGAUUUUACACGUAAUCCAAUAGUUUCUAAUUCUCCGGAAGUUGAUGAACCUAAAGGAUUGGAACGUAACCGAGAUAUCAGAACAUCACUCACAUUUGGUGGACUUUGCAGUGCUGUGCCAGAAAAUACUUCAGAGGUUCAAAUGGAAAAUGUUGCCAUAGUUCAGCCUACACAGCAAUUAAAAUCAAAAGAACCUAGUGCACAAAAAGUUCAGCAUAAACCAAGCCAUUCCCCGAACCGAGCAGGUAGCAGUGAAUACAAUGCAACAUACAUACAACAAAGGAAAAUUCGAGAAGUUCCUCCAUACAGGGAUCCACCUGGAUUAGUUUCAGCUUUACCAAGAACGCUCCCGCCUUAUAGAGAGCCACCCCCACCGAAUCUCAGUAGUCCUAGUAGAUCUCAAUUUUCGCCAUUAUCUAGUGGCGGGAGCCCGCAGCUUCAGAAGGACGGUCAAUCUUCUCCGAAUAACUCAACAAAAUUGAAGCGAAAUCUAUUCAAGGAAUUUCAUGAGCAGAAAAGCCAAACACCAGUGAGUAAUCCAGUACCAAGUCAACCACAAAAUAUGAUGACUGUAGCAUAUACUCAACGAUAUGUUGAACUGGUAAGAUUGGUUAACAGACAACGUGACACUAUUAACGCCCAGCAAGCAGAUUUAACUAAGUACGAUGCAGAAAUACUGUAUUUUGAGACUAAAAAUAAAGAACAAGUACAUCAAAUGGAUUACAUAUCACAUGAGGUGAAUCGUUUUGAAUCAACAGGACGUAUGCUCGAAGAACAGUUGAAAGAACUAGCUCAUGUAGAAGAGGAAAGUGAAAUAGUGCGGCAGCAAGAAAAAACUUUAAAGUCCGAAAUAACAUUGCUAAGAUCGAAGCUUGCAAAUUGUGAAACAGAACUGUUGCAGUGCAAAAAUAAAAUUAGACUGGUGAUAGAAGAGCUUGCAUCGGAACAACAUGCGAUGAGUCGUGAGGUAGACGAAAGGAAAAUAAUGGAACGAAAAAUAAUAGGAGAAGUGGAACACUUGCAAUCUGAAGUUGAACUUGCCAAGCGAUCAGCAGAACUUGUUACACAGUGCGCUGAAUCUCUGAAAUUAGAAGUGGCUAGUUUAGAAUCAACUAUUGUCGAGAAAAAGGUACAAGUCGAACGCCUGGUUGCUGAUAUGAAGGAAGCCAACUUACAGAGUCUUGCCGUUGCGUCGCAGGAUGAUCAAAUCAAACAUUUACUUGAAGGUGCACUAAAACCAGGAAGUACGCGGAAAAUGAUCGGAUCCCCGAGACAGCUUGAAACUGCUGUUCCUACCAGUAAAAACCCACAUGGUGUUUGGGUUUAAAAUUUAAACACCGUCUCACAUGCGGCCUAUGUACGUAAUGCAAAUGCAAAUAUUUAAUAAGAGUAUUUCAAUCGGCUGUUGCCAAUAUACAUGAUACAAGUAUACACGGGAGAAAACUCGAUCACAGAGCAAUAACUGAAGUAGCUUUUUCUGAAAAAUUGUCCUCUAUUUCACCAUGCACAACGACUAAGUGUGGAAUCAGUAUGAUCAAAAUAUAUUCUUUUUUAUCAUGUGGCCUAUCUGAUAGAUUUGUAAGUUUAUACACUGUCUAAUAAGUAAAAUAAAAAAAGCUCAUCGUUCGCACUCUGCACAGUUGGUUCAUACUUUUCCACGCGGUAAAACCCGCUAUUAUAGAGUUUGCAGUAGUCGUAUAUGUAUACAUAUGUUUGAAAAAUUUUGUGAAAACAUAUCUCUAUUUUCUAACUCAAUCUCGCAACCAAUUAUAGUCGAGGUAAUAUUCUAAAUAUAUACCUACGUUGCCUACUGAAGAAAUACUUUUUGAUCCUUUAUAGAGCAAUGAAAAAAACAUUACAUUUGUUUGUAAGCCUGAAUGUACAAUUUAAUAAGUGAUUGUUAUUGCGUGGUAGCAUGACAAUACGAUGAUGUAUAGGUCUGUGCAAGUAAUAAAUUAUGUAAUUUCAUUUAAUUAUACACAUAGAAGUUAGGUAAUCAAUCCCAAUAGGUUGAGUAUACAUUAACCGAUAGAGCACCACGGAGUUAAUUAAUCUACAUGACACAUUAUCUUGUAAGAUUCACGAACAAUGUCGAGGUUGAAGCUUUCUGCUUUAGAUGUUAAAAUGUAAUAUCAAUUGAUUCUUAAUUCACAAUUUUGCAAUUUUAAACCAUAUUCUACAUUUCAUUAGAACCUUCAUUACCAGUUCUACUUGAAUAUUUAAAAAUGCAAGACAUAGUCAUUCCUA
This is a messenger RNA of Diprion similis, 2852 nucleotides long. RefSeq names its product ras association domain-containing protein 8 (gene RASSF8). The record is from RefSeq and is a predicted model, not a curated record. Bases 226 to 1932 code for a protein of 568 amino acids. The transcript has 11 exons. Lineage: Eukaryota; Metazoa; Arthropoda; Insecta; Hymenoptera; Diprionidae. Gene Ontology annotation, biological process: signal transduction.